AAUAACUUGCAGUAAACUUUUUUUCUACUAGGUAGGGGCCUACGAUAGAGGCAUUGGGCAGCAGCAAUUAAUGUUCUUUUUUUGUUCUGUCUGCGCGCAAUGGUCGUUCUUCACUGAAGCGUCACUGAAGAAGACUACCAAAUCUCUCUCUCUCUCAACAAAAAAAAAAAAAAAAAAACACGGUGCACCACUGUGUCUUUAGGCAGACGCAGAAAGUUUACUUUUGCAGGCCUGCAAUUAGUUUUCAGUUUGUUUUCAGUCAAUUCUGUUUAAUCUUUGCCCCUUCCUCGGUCAAUUUAAGCGGUGGACGGUAUCGUCUCUGAUUUAGCGUUUUGUACAGGUGGUCUGUCAGUAGUCGUUCAUUUUGAUAGAGAAGCAUGGAGCCCGGGUGUGUAGGUGAAAAUGACGGUCUGACAUUUUGGCUGGCCAAACCUGAGGAUUACGCGGAUGUCAUGUCCAUAUCCAUGGACAUAUACGGGGGCAACGACUACCUCCCACACCGAUAUCAUGAGUGGAUGACCGAGCCGGACCGUGUGGUACUGUUGGCCCGGAGAACAGGCAAGCUGGUUGCUUUGGAGUCUGGGGUGCUGGUGGAUGGUGGCCGUACAGUGGUGGUGGAGGGCUUACGAGUAUGUCCCACUGAGAGGGGACGCGGAGUGGCCGGGACCAUCCAGGGGUUUGCUGACAGCUACUUGAAGAAGCUCUAUCCCAGCAUCCAGGUUAAGCGGAUGACCAGAGGAGAUGACCCAGGACCAGAAAAGCUGUCAAAGUUUAAACUGCUGGCACGGAGGGCUGUUUUGUCCUUACUUGGUGAGGCGGAGGACUUUGAUGGCUUUACCGAGGCCCUGAAGGCCAGGUUGAUGUCGGAGAACGCAGGUGGAGGAGCAGUACACCUGCCCCUGCAGACGGAGGAUAAGCAGCUGAGGACUAUCUUACUGCAGCCAGACCUCGCCCAGAGACUCCAGCUCCCUGGCGGCUCCAUCAUCCAGGACUGGCAGCCCCUGGAGCCAAUAGAAAGCAACCUGGCCGUGCUGAGGAGACGGAACCUCACGUGGUUUGUUGCUGCCGGUAGCGGUGGGUCACCUGACAACAACAGACCGGCCUUCCUGAGUUUCUACACGCCCCCGUACCCAGUGCCGUACGGCUUUCGUCUCAACAUCGACUUGUACGGUACGGACCCAAGCCUGGCGCGUGGGGCACUGGUGGCCAACCUGGAUAGGGUCAGGGCGCAGUUGAGGGGUAAAGUGGCUAUGCACUUGUACAUGCACCAAGCUGUGGCGGAGAGCCUCAAGGAGUUCUGCCAGACGCAGUCGAGCGUGCAGUGGGGGCAGUGGAGGAGCAUCUGGGAGCAGCUGUUUCUGGAAAGAGAUUUUUAACAAGUGGUCGGAAGAGAGAAAGAACAUUUCAUUUGUGCCUUGUGUCUGAGAGAGAGAGAGAGAGAGAGAGAGAGAGAGAGAGAGAGAGAGAGAGAGAGAGAGAGAGAGAGAGAGAGAAAAGAGAGAGAGGAGAAGGUUGGGGGGAGAGGAGGGGGGUUGAAAAGCACCAAAUGAAUGUAAUGUUAAAAAAAGUUCCAAGUGAUAUAAAGUUCCACUCUGGUGGAAAUAAACUGC
Molecule: messenger RNA, 1610 nt
Organism: Engraulis encrasicolus (European anchovy)
Lineage: Eukaryota; Metazoa; Chordata; Actinopteri; Clupeiformes; Engraulidae
Gene: nat16l
Product: N-acetyltransferase 16, like
Exons: 4
Coding region: 378-1376 (332 amino acids)
Molecular function (GO): acyltransferase activity, transferring groups other than amino-acyl groups
Source: RefSeq, a predicted model, not a curated record